Messenger RNA from Sinocyclocheilus anshuiensis, 4961 nucleotides. Its product is annotated as protein diaphanous homolog 1-like. Gene Ontology annotation, cellular component: actin filament. Lineage: Eukaryota; Metazoa; Chordata; Actinopteri; Cypriniformes; Cyprinidae. Gene Ontology annotation, molecular function: actin binding. The record is from RefSeq and is a predicted model, not a curated record. The annotation marks the transcript as partial. Gene Ontology annotation, biological process: actin filament polymerization. The transcript is spliced from 22 exons.
CUGGAGCGCUUCACCAGCAUGCGGACGAAGAAGGAGAAGGAGAAGUCGGGCACGAUGGGAAUCAGACACUCGUCAGCCGCCCAGUAUGAAGUGCCGUCCCAGAGCGCCUCGCUGAACGAGCUGUCAGACGAGUCUGUGCUGGAGCUUCAUGAGCGAGUUCUGGAGUGCAUCACUGAGCAGGCUGAGGAGCAGGAGAUCGAGAGGUUCCAGCCGCUGCUGUCCGGCAUGCAUAAAAACUCCAUCACGCUCAAGGCUGGCUGUAUGCAGCUGAUCAACGCUCUCAUCAGUCGAGUGGAGGAGCUGGACUUCAGGAUCCACCUGAGAUCAGAGCUCAUGAGACUGGGACUCAAAGACCUGCUGAAGGAGGUGAGGUCGAUAGAGAACGAGGAGCUCAAGGUUCAGUUGCAGGUGUUUGAAGAACAAGCUGAUGAUGACUCUGAAGAUCUUCGCUCCCGGUUGGACGACGUUCGUCUUGAGAUGGAUGAUGUGACUGAAGUCUUCCAGAUCUUGAUGAACACGGUGAAGGACUCUAAAACUGAACCUCUCUUCCUGUCUCUGAUGCAGCACCUGCUACUGGUGCGAACCGACUACAUGGCCAGGCCUCAGUACUAUAAACUCAUCGAUGAGUGUACGGCUCAGAUCGUUCUGCACAGGAACGGCUGUGAUCCAGACUUCAAAUGCAGGAAGUUUGAUCUGGACGUGGGCCAUCUGAUAGAUAACAUGGUUGAUCAGACCAAAGUGGAAAUGAGUGAAGCUAAGGCCACGGAGCUGGAAAAGAAGCUGGACGCAGAGUUGACGGCCCGUCACGAGCUGCAGGUGGAGCUGAAGAAGAUGGAGUCCGAUUAUGAGCAGAAGGUUCUGGAUCUGAGCACUGAGAAAGAGAAGCUGGGGAAAGAGAAGAAUGACCAGGAGAACGAGAACCAGGGCCUGCAGUCAGAAAUCAGCCAACUCAAAGAGAAGAUUGAGAAGCUCUCAGAAGAUCUCAAAGAAGCCAAAGCGAAGGUCAUCACCGUACAUGUGCCUGUGGCUCCGCCCCCCAGCCAAUCAGCUUCCUCGGUGCCACCUCCACCUCGUCCUGCUGGAGCCUACCUCCCUCCUCCUCCCCCACCACCUCCUCUACCAGGACAGACGGUGCUCCCACUGCCACCUGCUCCACCUCUGCCCGGAGCACCUGGCCUGACUCCGCCCCCUCCACCACCUCCUUUACCUGGAGCACCUGGUCUGCCGCCACCCCCUCCGCCACCCCCUCUUCCUGGAGCACCCGGUAUGCCACCGCCCCCACCUCCUCCGCCUUUACCGGGCGCAUCUGGAAUGCCGCCUCCUCCUCCUCCUUUACCUGGAGCACCUGGUAUGCCACCGCCUCCGCCUCCUCCGCCAGGGAUGCCCGGUAUGCCUCCUCCGCCUCCUCCAAUGGGCGGUCCUGGGAUGCCUCCGCCCCCUCCGGGCGGGUUUGGUGGAUGGGCGCCUCCUGUUCCUCAGCUGCCCUUCGGCCUCCAGCCUAAGAAAGACUACAAACCUGAGGAGCAGCUGAAGAGAGCCAACUGGAGCAAGAUCGCACCGGAGGAGCUGUCUGAAGGCAGUUUCUGGGUGAAGGCGAAAGAGGAGCGCUUUGAGAACAAGGAGCUGUUUGCCAAACUCACUCUGACCUUCUCCUCCCAGACCAAGACCUCUAAAGGUAAGAAGGAUCAAGAGGCAUCUGAGGAUAAGAAAAACGCUCAGAAGAAGAAGGUGAAGGAACUGAAGGUGCUCGACUCCAAAACAUCCCAGAAUCUCUCUAUAUUCUUGGGUUCAAACAGGAUGCCUUAUGAAGAGAUGAAGAAUGUCAUCCUGGAGGUCAACGAGAAAGUUCUCACUGAAAACAUGGUGCAGAGUUUGCUGAAGCUGCUGCCGGAGCAGGAACAACUGAACACAUUAUUAGAGAUGAAAGACGAGUAUGAGAAGCUGGCUGAAUCUGAACAGUUUGGAGUUGUGGUCAGUUCAGUGAAGCGUCUGAAGCCCCGUCUGACCUCCAUCCUCUUCAGACUUCAGUUUGAGGAGCAGGUGAAUAACGUCAAGCCGGACGUGGUGGCGGUGACGGCCGCCUGCGAGGAGCUUCGGAAGAGCGAGAGCUUCGCCAAAGUGCUGGAGAUGACGCUGCUGCUGGGAAACUUCAUGAAUGCAGGAUCACGCAACGCCAAAGCUUUCGGCUUCAGCAUCAGUUACCUGUGCAAGUUGAGAGACACUAAAUCAGCCGAUCAGAAACAGACUCUACUGCACUUCCUGGCGGAAAUAUGUCAGGAGCAGUAUCCUGAGGUCAUGACCUUCUCAGAGGAGCUCAUCCACGUGGAGAAAGCCAGCAGAGUGUCAGCAGAGACGCUUCAGAAGAAUCUAGAUCAGAUGGGAAAGCAGAUUAAAAACCUGGAGAAAGACAUCGAGACGUUCCCUCCUCCGCAGAGCGACAGAGACAAAUUCGUAGAGAAAAUGACCAGUUUUGUAGCGACGGCUGGUGAGCAAUUUGAGAAGCUCAAGCUGAUGCAUGAGAACAUGGAGAAGCAGUAUGAGGAUUUGGGCAAGUACUUUGUCUUCGACCCCAAGAAAAUGAGUCCAGAAGAGUUCUUCGGUGACCUCAACAACUUCAGGAACAUGUUCCAGCAAGCAGUGAAAGAGAACCAGAAACGGAAAGAAGCAGAGGAGAAGAUUCGUCGAGCCAAACUGGCGCGAGAGAAAGCGGAAAAAGAGAAAGAGGAGAAACAGAAGAGAAUGAACGCUGGACAGAUUCCCAACAUCAAUGAUGAUGAUGAGACUGGUAUCAUGGAUGGUUUGUUGGAGGCGCUGCAGUCUGGAGCUGCUUUCAAAAGGAAGAGAGGACCACGACAAGCAGCCAACAAUCGGAGAGGAGCCGGUCAGGCCGUGACAAACAUUCUCGCCAAAGAGCUUCUUCAAGAGGUAGCCCCGCCCAGUGCCACGAAAAAGACCCGAUUGGAAGUGGAGGACAGGAAAGAGUCGUCUCCGGAAGACACGGGCUCGCUGGAGGACCUCUUAGACGACGCUCCAUUACGCUCAAAUUAAGGACUUCCUCUGCUGAUCCUGCCGGUUAAAAGGACCAAGUCUGCGAGGGCGGGGCUCUCGCUAAACCACACCCCUCGAGUAAGCCCACACGUCUUCCUAUUGACCAUCAUACUGAAGGAGUGGCCUCAUCUCAUCACUGUCACAGUCAUUUUGUCAUUGUCUAGCACUCUUUCUCUAAACACAAGAUUUCAUCUGUCCGUUAUCUCUGUUGUCUGCAUUUGCAAAGACUCCAAAGAUUAGUAUAUAGAUUCCAGAACAUUUUUGUUCCAUUCCAAAUUCAUCUGAACAUCCUCUUCUGGUUCCUUUUUAAAACAAACAUCUGUUUUUCUUUAACAAUUAGCUUUUUUGUUUUGCUCUUUGACUUUAAAACACAUCACAUGGCUGAAAGUUUGAAAUAAGUCACAUUAUUGUACUCGAAAAGCAACGUGCCAAUAAUGUCGAUCCCAUAAAUGCAUGUUCAAUUAGAAUGUACUUGAGGUUCUGUAGCCAUCAUAAGGAGGUCUGGUACCUGUUCACAAGAUUAUUUCUCUCUUCCUGUGCUCUUCUGUUUCUGUCAUUUUAAGUGAAUGGUGUUGUUUGAAUCUUAAAAAUACUUGUAUUUUUCACUGGCUACAAUCAAUGAGCCUCAUUCAUUCCAGUCAUUCAUAAAACCAUUCUUGUAUAAAUCAUUGCAUGGAAUUAAAUGUGACAAUUUAUGCAAAAAUGGUUUCAGGUAGAACUGAUAAAACAUUAGUAAAAAAGUGCAUAAAUUGUUGCAUUGAAUUGAAUGCAAUAAUCUACUUCACAGUGGUUUUCAUGAACGGCAUUGGUCAGUUAUGCGUGUUUUCAUAAAUGUCCGUCGUGUUUUUGUGUUUGUGCUAUAGUUAUAUGGAUAUGCUGAUCCAAUCUGCUGAUACAUACAUCACACAAUUUUCAGUGGCAUUUCACCAUCACAAAAUAAAUCAUUUUUCAUUUACUGCCAGACAUUGAGUAAAAAGUCACUGUGAACUGGGCAAAAGUAACAUUGACAGGUCCUUUGGCAUUUAUUUCUCUGAUAAACGGUUUGAUCAAGACAAAUCUGAGGGACUGUGGCAGAGCACUUCUAUCAUUGGUGCUGAAAUAUCUGCACAUAGACUUAUUAAACUUUAGUAUUUUUCAUUGCAGUCUUCAAAAGAUGGUGAGCAAAUGUCCCUGCCUUUAUGUCGACUGAUCACCAGCUGAUACUGUUUAACCUUUAGAGCGUUAAGAUUGCUCUCGAGUCGUAAACUAAGUUUGUGUCAGUGACACGGGGAAAUAUGACCUCGGAGUUUCAGCUUUGCAAUAUGACUUACCUGAAUGUUGAUGUUGGCUGAAAGUUUGAGGGUAGAGAUCACUGUUUAAAGCCAUAGCUCGGACUGCAUUUGUCAAGAAAUCCUGAGAACUUGUCUUCCGGAUUAAACUAUAUUAAAAUAUAUAUGCAUUUAUGUAAUGUGUGUAAAACGACGUCAAUGUUUCGGCAGUGGUCCGUUCUCUAAAUGCUGCCUAGAAACCAUUAAGUCCGAAAGAGCUUGAGAACAUCCUGCUUUUUUGUUUUUCUGGAGUUUUUGAAGCCAAAUUUCCAAUUUUUCCAGUUUUGGAGAACUGGGAGCCAACAGGUUCUGCUUCAAAGCCGAUUGAUCGUAUUGGUGGUUGUGCAAGUCAGUUUCACUUUAUUGAAAAAGCUGGAUAAAGAUCACUGGAAAAACAAAGAGACUGUGUGUUUUCUUUGUUUUGAUGUUUUUUUAAGAACAGUUUUUCUUUGUCUAUUUUUAUUGUUGAUUGUUUUAUUGUACUAAUAUAGAGAUUGUAUUGGUGAGAUCCAUUUGGUCAAAUUGUGUAUAUUGCGUUUUGACUGUAGAGCUGUUUAUUCUGGUUGUCUCUAAACCACACUAUUAAAACAUCAUCUUUAAUACUUA